Molecule: messenger RNA, 366 nt
Organism: Necator americanus (New World hookworm)
Lineage: Eukaryota; Metazoa; Nematoda; Chromadorea; Rhabditida; Ancylostomatidae
Exons: 1
Coding region: 1-366 (121 amino acids)
Source: RefSeq, a predicted model, not a curated record
AUGGCGAAAGCUUCCCAUACAUUGCAAAAAGGUUCUGUCGUCCUGCACACCGCCAAAGCCCAUAACCUGAAAGGUCAACUGCCAGAAGGUAGCAUGGAAUCUUUGGCAACAACCAUUCGUUUCGUCACGCUGAACUGCCGAACACUAUCGAGUGAACUCCAACAAGCCGCUCUAUCCAGACCUCUGCGAUAUUUCUGUGUGCCUUCUGCUGCACUGCAGGAAACACGCAUGAGGGAUCGGCCCGUCAUCAGCAUCGAAAAUUACACCAUAUACUGCGGCGAUGCUGAUGAGAACAAAGAAGGUGGCUGCGCGAUAGCUGUGAGGAACGACUGCGGGAUCGCAGAGAACGUAAACUCUGGAUCAUAA